Messenger RNA from Aureobasidium vineae, 1245 nucleotides. The record is from the annotation of a GenBank genome assembly. Lineage: Eukaryota; Fungi; Ascomycota; Dothideomycetes; Dothideales; Saccotheciaceae.
AUGCGUUUCUCGUCCAGCAUUCCCUCUGCCCUUUUGGGUAUGAGCUCCGUCGUCUCUGCAUCAGUCCUCCACAAGCCUGUUGCUGUCGCUGAAAGGGCAUUGGAAUAUGUGAUCAAGCCAAAGAUGAUGAUCAUUUCCAUGUUCACUCCCGAGGCAGAGAUCUGGUACGGAAUCCCAGAGUUCAACCUCCUGGCCAGAAACAUUUCGCUUCCUGGUGCUUCACCUCUGUUCCCUCACGUUCACUGCACUGAGGAUGGAGAUGUCUGCCAGGUUAUUACGGGCGAGGCUGAGAUUAACGCCGCCGUCACGAUCGCCUCGCUGGUCCGUAGCCCUCGCUUCGACCUGACCACCUCUUACUUCAUGAUCGCCGGCAUUGCUGGAAUCAACCCCGAGGUUGCUACCAUCGCCUCUGUCACCUUUGCUCGCUACGCCGUCCAGGUCGCUCUUGAGCACGAAUUUGACCCUCGCGACAUCCCCGGCAACUUUUCCACUGGCUACAUUCCUCUCGGUGCUACCAGCCCUUCCGAGUACCCCCAGAACAUCUACGGUACCGAAGUUUUCGAGGUCAACCAGGACCUGCAAAAGAUUGCUGCAAACUUUGCCCGCAAGGCCACACUCAACGACUCUGACGCUGCCAUUGCCUACCGCAAAUUCUACGCCAAUGACGAAAUCUACGCCGCUGGUGCUUCNCCCAGUGGGCCCAGUGUAGUUGAAUGCGAUGUCGCUACCUCAGAUGUCUACUACUCGGGCCGUCUGUUGGGAGAAGCCUUCGACAACUUCACCACCUUGAUUACCAACGGCACUGGAAACUACUGCUCCACUGCCCAAGAAGACAACGCCACCCUCGAAGCCCUGCUGCGCGCUGCCACCGAGCAACUCGUCGAUUACAGCAGAAUCAUCGUCAUGAGAACUGCCUCUGACUUUGACCGUCCUUUCCUCGGUGGCUCGGCUACCUACAACUUGUUCGAGUCCUCCGUGCAGGGUGCUUUCUUGCCUGCUGUUGCCAACAUCUAUCUCGCUGGUGUCAAGGUCGUUGAAGGUAUUCUUGAUGGCUGGAACAGCACUUUCGCUCAAGGUGUCAAUGCCACUAACUACAUUGGUGAUAUCUUUGGCACUCUGGGUGGUGAGCCGGACUUUGGCCUUGGUGCUGAAGUCAGUGGCGAUAUCUUCAGCAAGAGAGAGGUUCUUGUCAAGAGAAACACCAAGGGCAGAAGAAACGUGCCUGUUCAUGUCCGCAGUGCUUAA